Messenger RNA from Adineta steineri, 4236 nucleotides. The record is from the annotation of a GenBank genome assembly. NCBI's taxonomy places the organism in Eukaryota, Metazoa, Rotifera, Eurotatoria, Adinetida, Adinetidae.
AUGAAUUCAAUAAGAAUAAUUAGAUUAUUUAUCUAUUUUUAUUUAGUCCAACAAUGUGAACUAAUAUUUGUACAAACUCCUCAAAAUCCAGUUGAAUACAGUUUUGGCCCUCGAUCUGUUGCCGUUGGCGAUUUCAAUGAUGACGAGUUAGUCGAUAUUGUUGUUGCCAAUCAUCUUGUUGAUAGUAUAUCUGUAUUUCUUGGAUACAAUAAUGGUGCUUUUGCAAGUGAAAUGAGAUACUCGACUGGUUUAUAUUCUGCUCCAUACAUGGUAGCGAUCGGCGAUUUUAACAACGAUCAUCACACGGAUAUUGCUGUCGCAUAUUUCGGUACUAACAGCAUCGGUGUAUUUCUUGGACUGGGAAACGGUUCUUUUACUAAUACAACAGUAAUCUCAACUGGUUCAUCUCGUCCAGUCUGGAUACAUGUAACUGAUCUGGAUAAUGACACCUCACUCGAUAUCGUUACAGCUAAUUAUGGAACUGAUAGUAUUAGCAUAUUUUAUGGAUCUGGAGAUGGACGUUUUGCAUAUCCAAUGACAAUUUCAACCGGCUAUGAUUCUUCGCCAUUCUCGGUCAUCAGUGCAGACUUUAACAAUGAUAAUCAUUUAGAUCUUGCUAUUGCAAAUUACGGUACAAAUAAAUUAGUUAUAUUUAUUGGAAAUGGCAACAGAACCUUUUUACAUCAACAAAUAUUUUCCACUGGAAUUAAUUCACAUCCAUAUUCACUCAUCGUUGGUCAUUUUAAUGAUGACAAUUUAUUGGAUAUCGCUGUCGCUAAUUAUGGAACUAACAAUGUAGGUGUACUUCUAGGUAACAUCAACGGUAUUUUUACAAGUCAAACAACAUACUCACUUAAUACUUCUUCACCAUAUUCUAUUGAUCUUGGCGAUUUUAAUAAAGAUAAUCGACUUGAUUUAGUUGUCAGUAAUAAAGGUACAAAUAACAUAGCAAUGUUACUGGGACUUGGUAAUGGCAGUUUUUCUGAACCAGUAAUGAAUUCAACCGGUUCUUCUUCUUCAAUCUCGCUUGCUGUAGUUGAUUUCAAUCAAGAUAAUCUACUUGACGUUAUUAUCAUCAGCAAUGAUACUGGCAGUAUAGGUAUUCUCUUUGGUUAUGAUGAAGGCUUCGAACCACAAAUUACGUAUUCAACUGGUAUUGGUCCAUAUUCUGUAGCUGUUGGUGAUUUCAACAAUGACGCUCGACUGGAUAUCGUCGUUGCCAAUCUGUAUGACAACACUGCAAGUGUACUUCUCGGAUAUGGCAAUGGUUCUUUUGCAAAUCAAACUACAUAUCCAACUGGCACUUAUCCAUCUUCUGUAGCUGUUGGUGAUUUCGACAAUGAUGCUCGAUUGGAUAUCGUUGUUGCCAAUAGCUUUGACAGCACUGUCAGUGUAUUUCUUGGAUAUGGCAAUGGUUCUUUUGCAAAUCAAACUAUCUGUUUAACUGGCUAUUAUCCACAAUCUGUCGCUGUUGGUGAUUUCAACAAUGAUACUCGACUGGAUAUUGUCGUUACUAAUUUCUAUAGCAAUACUACAAGUGUACUUCUCGGAUAUGGCAAUGGUUAUUUUGAAAAUCAAACUACAUAUUCAACUGGCUCUCAGCCAGUUUCUGUAGAUGUUGGUGAUUUUAACAAUGACACUCGACUGGAUAUCGUUGUUGCCAAUCAGGGUGACAACACCGUAAGUGUACUUCUCGGAUAUGGCAAUGGUUCUUUUGCAAAUCAAACUACAUAUUCAACUGGCUCUCAGCCAGUUUCUGUAGCUGUUGGUGAUUUCAACAAUGACACUCGAUUGGAUAUCGUCGUUGCCAAUGAGGGUGACAACACUGUCAGUGUACUUCUCGGAUAUGGCAAUGGUUUUUUUACAAAUCAAGCAACGUUUGCAACUGGCUAUGGGCCACAUUCUGUAGCUGUUGGUGAUUUUAACAACGACACUCUACUAGAUAUCGCUGUUGUUAAUGAGUAUGGAGGCCUUGUAAGUGUACGUCUCGGAUAUGGCAAUGGUUACUUUGCAAAUAAUAUUAAAUAUGACAUUGGCAUUUACCCAUCUUCUCUAGCAGUUGGUGAUUUCAAUAAGGACACUCGGUUAGAUAUUGUUGGUGCUAGUCGAAACCUCAAUACUAUAGGUGUCUUGCUGCAUUAUAGCAAAGGAUCUUUAGGCAACGAAAUAACAAUUGCGUCUGGUGGUGGUUCUCGUCUACAAUAUGUUGCUGUCAAAGAUUUUAACAAUGAUACGAUGUUAGAUCUUGUCGUCGUUAAUUAUGGCACUAAUGAUAUAGGUGUACUUCUUGGAAAUGGUAGUGGAUCAUUUUUAGAGCAAAAAACGUUUCCAACAGGCUCAAAUCCAUAUUCGCUUGCCAUAGGUGAUUUCAAUAAUGAUGGUCAACAUGAUUUUGCUGUAGCUAAUUAUGGUAGUAAAAACAUUGAUAUGUUUGUAGGAAACGGAAGGGGAAAAUUUACACAUCAAGUAACUGAUGGAUCUAACUUGGCUUUCGCUCCUGUAGUUGUUACUACUGGUGAUUUCGACAAUGACGGCCAAUCACAAAUUAUUGUUGCAUAUGACAAUACUGAUAAUAUAGAUAUAUUUGUUGCAUUUGAUACUGGCGCUUUUAGAAAUCAACUUACAUAUCCAACUGGUAAUAAUCCACAGUCUGUAGCUGUUGGCGAUUUCAACAAUGACACUCGACUGGAUAUUGUCGUUGCCAAUUGGCAUGCCGACACUGUAAGUGUACUUCUCGGAUAUGGCAAUGGUUCUUUUGCAAAUCAGACUACUUAUUCAACUGGUAUUGGUCCAUAUUCUGUAGCUGUUGGUGAUUUCAACAAUGACGCUCGACUGGAUAUCGUCGUUGCCAAUCGGUAUGACAACACUAUAAGUGUACUUCUCGGAUAUGGCAAUGGUUCUUUUGCAAAUCGAUCUACGUAUUCAACUGGCAAUAAACCAGAGUUUGUAGCUGUUGGUGAUUUCGACAAUGAUGCUCGAUUGGAUAUCGUUGUUGCCAAUAGCUUUGACAGCACUGUCAGUGUACUUCUCGGAUAUGGCAAUGGUUCUUUUGCAAAUCAAACUACAUAUUUAACUGGCUCUGGACCAGUUUCUGUAGCUGUUGGCGAUUUCAACAAUGAUACUCGACUGGAUAUUGUCGUUGCCAAUUGGCGUGCCGACACUUUAAGUGUACUUCUCGGAUAUGGUGAUGAUUUUUUUGAAAAUCAAACUACAUAUCCAACUGGCUCUCAGCCAGCUUCUGUAGCUGUUGGUAAUUUCGACAAUGAUGCUCGAUUGGAUAUCGUCGUUGCCAAUCAGAAUGACAACACUGUCAGUGUAUUUCUUGGAUAUGGCAAUGGUUCUUUUGCAAAUCAAACUACCUAUUCAACUGGCACUAAUCCAGUUUCUGUAGCUGUUGGUGAUUUCAACAAUGACACUCGAUUGGAUAUUAUCGUUGUCAAUUGGGGUGCUGACACUGUAAGUAUACUUCUCGGAUAUAACAAUGGUUCUUUUGAAAAUCACAAUACGUAUUCAAAUGGCUUCCAGUCAUUUUCCGUAGCUGUUGGUGAUUUCAACAAUGACACUCGGCUGGAUAUCGUCUCUGCUAGUAGUGGUGGCAACAGUGUAAGUAUUUUUCUUGGUUACUUAAAUAUGGGCUUUCAAUACCAAACGACACUGAUAACUGGUAACAAGUCUGUUCCGCGAUCAUCUGUCGUUGGCGAUUUUAACAAUGACACUUACAUGGAUAUUGCUGUCGCGAAUUCUGGCACCAAUAAUAUUGGUAUUUUUCUUGGAUUUGGCAAUAUUUCUUUUUUAAAUCAAACAACAUUUGCAACUGGCUCUGGUCCAUGGUCUUUAGCUGUUGCUGAUUUAAACAAUGAUAAUCGAUUAGAUAUUAUUGUUACUAAUAUUAAUGAUAGUAAUAUUAGUGUCUUUCUCGGGUACGGCAAUGGAUCUUUUGCAAAUCAAACAAUAUAUUCAACUGGAAUUAAUGCUGAACCUUACUCAGUUGCUAUUGGUGAUUUUAAUAAUGACGCCUUAUUAGAUAUCAUUGUCGCUAAUUAUCGUGCUAGUAACGUAGUUAUAUUGUUUGGAUCUGGUGGUGGUAGAUUUACAGAUUCAAAAGUAUAUUUAGUUAGUUAUGGAUCUGCUCCAUUUUCUGUUGUUGUUGGUGAUUUCAACAAUGAUACAAAACUAGAUUUUGCGGUCGCUAACUAUGGUGAUGACAAUUUAAAGAUUUUAUUACAAACUUGUUAA